Molecule: messenger RNA, 3303 nt
Organism: Naegleria fowleri
Lineage: Eukaryota; Heterolobosea; Eutetramitea; Acrasida; Naegleriidae
Exons: 1
Coding region: 1-3303 (1100 amino acids)
Biological process (GO): transcription by RNA polymerase III
Cellular component (GO): transcription factor TFIIIC complex
Molecular function (GO): protein binding
Source: RefSeq, a predicted model, not a curated record
AUGCCUCCAUCUAAGAAGAAAACAUCCUCCGAUUCUCAAAAGAAGGCAUCUUCACAAUUAAAAAUUACAGAUUUUGUAAAUAAUAACAUUAGGAAUGAGACAACAACUACCGUCACCUCUGAAAAUAGUGCUAACCUCAACACCACCACAAACAAAGAAUCAACAACUAGUGAUCAAACAACAGCUGCAUCAAGCUCUUCAAAUAAUUCCUCCUCGUUAUUGUCUCUUAUUGGAGGGGACUUAUCCGAUUUAUUUUCCAAUAUAACACCCAUUAGUAGUAACAAUAGGCAUGAAGAGCCUUUAUUCGAUACCAACAUUUCUCAAGCUCUUGAUAAUGCUCAACAAUCGUCAAAACAUGCAGCCCCCUUCUAUAUGCAAGAUGAGCACGAUACCAAUGAUCUCUCUUCAAGUACACACAUUCACCAAUAUAUUGAUAAAGUGCUUGAACAACAUAAGAAUGACAUGCCACAGAAUGAGGAUCAACUUAAAAAUCUAGAUAUUGGAAAAUUUAUUGAAGAAGCAUUUCCUUCUCAGGCCUCCACUGAAGCAACACAAGUACCUACACAGGUGCAAACAGCCAUGCAAAUUUGUGACAUCUUCAGAGAACCCGAGGCAAAUCAAAGCACAGAGUUGUUAAAAAAAGCAACAAGUUCUCUAUUACAUCAACAACAUUUUGAAAGUGACGACGAAGAUGAAGACAGUAGAAGUGUAUCAUCCCAACUCGGGAGCGUUGCGGGAAGUAGCGAGUCAGCCAGCAGUAUGGUUGGAGAGGAUUUUGACGAAAUUUAUGGAGCAGAUGACGGUGAAGAGGACUAUGAAUUUUUGGAUGACAUUCUAAAAGGUAUGCUUAAAAGAAAAAAACGAAAAGAAAAAGGAGGGCUAAAUCCUAAAAAAACUAGAAAGUCCAAGGAUGACAUGAUCCCGAAAGAGGUCAAAGAAAUGAUGGGAGAAGCGAACUUACAAUUCAUCUAUAGAGAUUUUACAAAAGCCGUUCAAAUCCUGUUAGAAGUAAUUAGAAUUUGCCCAAACAUUGCCGAUCCAUACCACACUCUUGGCCUUAUAUAUGAAGAGCUUGGAAUUAUGGACAAGGCCAUUGAAUUUUACCUUAUUGCUGGUUUAUUACUUCCAACUAAUCUAGAAUUUUGGAAGAGACUCACAGAGUUAUCAAUCUCACAUAACAAAUUCCAACUGGCUGCUUAUUGCCUCAAAAGAAUUAUUUUAUUAGAUCCUAAAAACUAUAAUGCUCGAAUCAAACAAUGUGAGCUCUACAUGAAGAUGAAUCAACCAACUAGGGCCAUCAGUGGAUACAAAUCCCUCCUCAAACAGUUUCCAGGAGACAUACCAGUAGUAAUUUCACUUGCUAAAGUUUACUAUGAAUUGAAGUAUAUUUUCAACGCCAUUGAACUGUUGGAAAAAACAAUCUCACAAAAUGAACAGCAUGCAGACCUCACUCUGAUAAAUAUGUUGGCAGAGUUGUACAUGAGUGAGGGUUGGUUUAACAAAGCCGUAACUCUUAUUGAGAAAAUAAGCCUUCUUCAAAAUUGUCCAAUUGAAAUUUUACCACCUGACAUUUCUUCCAAAUAUGCAAUCUGUCAAACGUACUUGGGAAAACUUGACAAAGUAGAAUAUAUAUUCAACGAUAUUCUAAAGUGCAACGUCUCAGAUUUUGGAGAUUUAUUCUUUAACAUUGCAGAAACAUACUAUGUUGUCAAUGAGUAUCAAAAGGCGCAAUAUGUAUACAGUUUACUCAUGACUAGCGAAAACUACAACAAGCCAUCCAUUUGGCUCAGAAUAGCUGAAUGUCUUAAAAGCCUUAAAUGCUAUGAAGAAGCAAUCAAGUAUGGAGAAAUGGUACUCGAUGAAUUGCCUGACAAUGUGGAAGCAAGAAUACUGUUAAGUGAAGUUUAUAAAGACAUUGGAGAAGUUGAAAAGGCAAUUGAAGUUCUGGAGGCAUCUGGAAAUACCUUAGCCAAAAAGGAUUUGGCAUCUCUAAAAAAACAAUUGCAUCUCAUCAGUGAACCAAACCAAGAAUUUGAGGACAGUGCAAACGAGAGCGAAAAUGAAACUGCAAAUGAGGACAGCGAAUUAGAUGAAGAGCAGGAAAAAGAUCCUGAUUACAACCCCGAGCUUGAGACCAGCGAUGACGACAUGAAUUUAUCAGACGAUGUUAAAGAUGACGACAUGCCUCCAGUCCAAGAACAAAAUAGAAAAGAAAAGGUACAAGAUAUUAGAAUUAUGGUCAAAAAAGCAUGGAUUUUACACACCACAGGACAGCAUGAGGAAUUCAUAAAAACUGCCCUUCCAGUUGUUUUGAGUAUCUUGGACCUCGACAAAGAGGAGCCACAGACAGAACAAAAAACAAAAUUCAAGAAAAAGAAAAUUGUGCUUAAAUAUAAUAUUGGCCUCAAGAGAAGAAGAAGGAAAAGGAAUCUACACGAGACCAAAGAAGAUGGGUGGACUUGGACUGAGGCUCUCAACGCCAUUGGGGAUCACAAUUUAUAUACUUUGAUUGUGACAUUAAGCAAAACAUUAUCCUACUGUCAACAUUAUGAAGACUGUUUACGAAUAUUAGCAGUCCUUCUUGCAGGCAAAACAAAAAAACGAUUUAAUUUCAAGACAACAGAAGAAAGACAUAGAAAAAUCCAAAACUUGAGAUAUCUAUAUGUGGCAGUUUCAUACAAUAGCGGCUAUUACAAACGAGCCUAUAACGCCAUUCGCCCCAUCAUUUCUGACAAGCCAUACAGCAUUCCACUAUUGAACUUGUUCAACAAAAUCACUACAAGAGUUGGAAAUAUUUUGGCCAAUCAUUGGUUUAUGGUUAGGUUGUUAGACAAGCAUCCUCAAUCAGUACCACUGAUGCUUCUUGUUGGUCACAAUUGUGCAAUGAGCGGUAGCUACAAGCUUGCAAUAGCGGAAUAUUUUCGAGCAUACAGAUUCAUGCCAAACGAACCUAUCAUCAACCUGUGUCUUGGUUUAAAUUAUUUAAAUUUGGUUAUGAAUCGAAGAACUGCAAAUAGACAUUUACAUGUCAUGCAAGCAUUCACUUUCCUCUAUAGAUAUUUUGAUUUGACAGAGGGUUCGCAAGAAGCUCAUUUCAACAUUGCUCGUGCCUACCAUCAACUUCGGUUGUAUCACCUUGCAACUCCCUACUAUAAGAAAGUUCUCGAGAUGUCCGAUGCGGGCAAUAUUGAUCCAGAUGCAGACUUAAAACGUGAAGCUGCCUAUAAUCUUUGCUUAAUUUAUCGAGAAUCUGGUUCAACUCCUCUUGUGGAAUACUUGGUUGACAAGUAUUUGACAGUUUGA